Solanum verrucosum is the source of this 2124-nucleotide messenger RNA. RefSeq lists its product as uncharacterized. The record is from RefSeq and is a predicted model, not a curated record. The coding region runs from base 1 to 2124 and encodes 707 amino acids. The transcript is spliced from 7 exons. NCBI's taxonomy places the organism in Eukaryota, Viridiplantae, Streptophyta, Magnoliopsida, Solanales, Solanaceae.
AUGGAGUUGUGGGAAGAAAUUGAGGAGCUCUCAGGUGGAAAUAGUGACCCAUGGAUAGUGGAGGGUGAUUUUAAUGUUAUACUAAAUGCAGAGGAGAAGCUAGGAGGUCUCCCUUUUACUCACUCAGAGGCUGCUGACUUUGCACAUUGUGUUAACAAUAAUGCACUUGUGGAAUUACCAACCACAGGAAGCAAAUUUACAUGGUGGAAUGAGAGGAUAGAAGAGGGAUGUAUCUUCAAAUGUUUAGAUAGGAUUAUGGUCAACCAUGAGUUCCUGGAUAUACUGCCGAGUAGUAGUGUCCAACACCUAAUUAGACAGGGUUCAGAUCAUGCUCUCUUACUAAUGAUGUGUAGUUCUGAAGAAACAAAUGUGGUCAAACCUUUUAAAUUUCUAAAUUUUUGGACUAGACAUCCACAAUUUUUGGAGAUAGUGAGGAAAGCAUGGUGCAUUGAUUUUGUUGGGAAUCCAUUCUUAGAAUUUAAGGCCAAAAUGAAGAAAGUAAAGACAGCAUUAGGGGAGUGGAACAAAAAAGUUUAUGGGAACAUUUUUGAGAAAAUGGCUACACUUGAAGAUAUGAUUAGGGUUAAGGAGAUUCAGCUCGAAAUUAGCCCAACACAGGCUAAUAGGAGUGAUCUUAGUAAAGCUGAAGCGGAGCUUAAAAAAUAUCUCAACAUUCAAGAGGAAUUUUGGAGGCAAAAGGCAGGAGAGACAACUGUUGAUUUCUUUGGGGACCAGUUUCGAGAAGCAGAUGUGAUGAAUAAUUUAGAGAUGAUCGAUAAUAUACCUCGUGUGAUCUCGGCAGAGCAGAAUGAUAAGAUGGAUGAACUACCAAGCUUGGAGGAGAUUAAAACGGUGGUUUACAUGCUGAAUGGGGACAACACCAGUGGGCCGGAUGGAUUUUCAGGAACUUUUUUCCAAGUGUGCUGGGAAAUUAUUAAUGAGGACAUUUCUAAAAUGGUCAGGGCAUUUUUUUGUGGACAGACAUUGCCCAGAUUGAUACAUGAAAGAAUUGCUAAUAUCCUACCAGCACUCAUCUCCCCAAACCAAUCUGGUUUCAUUCGAGGAAGAAGCAUUACAGAAAACGUGCUCCUCGCACAAGAAAUAAUAAGAGAUAUCAAUAUGAGAAAUAAGUGGCAAAAUGUAGUGGUGAAGUUGGAUAUGGCUAAAGCAUAUGAUCGGGUCUCUUGGAUAUUCCUUACGAAGUCAUCUAAGGGCUUAAAGCAAGGGGAUCCCUUAUCACCUACUUUGUUUAUCAUAGCUGCAGAGGUAUUGGCCCGUGGACUGAAUAAAUUACAUGAAGAUGGGGAUAAGAAAUCUGUGAAAAAGAUGAUGAAGGUCCUAGCAGAUUAUGAACAAGUAUCAGGACAGAUGAUUAACAAGAACAAGUGUUUUUUCUACCUUCAUGAGAAGGCUCCUAUUAUAUCAGGACAGAGACUAAGAAGAUGGACGGGGAUACAACAAGAGGACGGAGGCAUAGAAAGAUCAGACUUGGAGGUAAAAGAUUUUAUUGAUAUUAAUGGCUGGAAAAAAAAGAAACUUCAGAGUUUUAUCUCUGAAGACAUGACUAACUUCAUCAUUGAGAGUAUCAAACCAGAGAUUGGUUAUGAAGCAGACUGCCCUAUAUGGAUGAGCAAUACCAAUGGGGACUUCACAGUCCAAUCAGCAUUCAAGAUGCUGAGGAAAAAGAGAGAAGAAAAAGAAUGGUUGUCGAAUGUGUGGAUAAAUGGUUUACCCCUCAAAAUCAGUUUCUUCCUUUGGAGGGUGUUGAGAAAGAGAAUCUCCACAGAUGAUAAUCUGAAGAUAAUGAGGAUACAAAUUGCCUCGAGAUGUCAUUGUUGUGAAGAUUAUGAACAAGAAUCGAUGGAACAUGUUUUUCUAACAUCUCCCAUAGCCCAAAAGCUAUGGAAGAAAUUUGCUUUCUGUGCAGAUACUUGGGAGGAAAUGGUUAUUUUUUUCACACAUUACAAACCUAAACUAUUUCAUAAAAGUGUGACCUGGAAGAUGCCAGAAGCAAGCUGGUUUAAGUGCAACACAGAUGGAUCAUCAAGAGGUAAUCCAGGAAUCAACACUUAUGCUUUUUGUAAAAGAGAUGAAAGGGGAGACUUGGUCUUUGCAAAAUCUUAA